Mercenaria mercenaria is the source of this 5925-nucleotide messenger RNA. RefSeq lists its product as uncharacterized. The coding region runs from base 93 to 1340 and encodes 415 amino acids. The record is from RefSeq and is a predicted model, not a curated record. The transcript is spliced from 3 exons. NCBI's taxonomy places the organism in Eukaryota, Metazoa, Mollusca, Bivalvia, Venerida, Veneridae.
UGUACAACAAAAACUUACCGUCUGUAGAGGGCUUUAGGAACCGUGAAGAGUAGCGGGUUUGUUGCCGCAUUGCAGUUUGGGAAACUACGAAAAUGGCGCAAGCUGAUUCGGUGCAAUACUUGAAGGAUUUCUUGUCAGAAGAAAGAAACGAAAGGCUCAAAUCCGUUUUGAGACUUUUAUUGACUGAGCUUAGAGGUGGACUUGCACGAUCAAAUGUCUUUUUGUCCCGUGUUAAAGCAACAAAUGCCAAUUCUUGUGUUUGUUUCAGCGAAGCAACACUAGAUGCUGAAGUACACCGAGAUGAAUUAGAUUUAAAAAUCAGCGCACCAUAUGUUGUAUUUUUUGUGCGUGGCUAUACCAUACUGGCAGCAUUCUUGGAUGAAGGCAACCCAAGAAUACCAGAGAACAAAGCUGAAAGUCAGGCUCUUCAGGAUUUGUUGCAGUUCCUUGAUAACACAAGCGGGCAGUCGCCUCUUACUGAGAAUAUAGAGGAUGGUAAAUGUGAGGGGGAAUCAGAGGCAACAUUAGCAGUUAGAAUGACUCACCAUUUGUUGGUUCCCCUUGCACCGCAUAAAACCUUUAUGAUUGAUUCCUACCCUGGUUUAGAAUUGACGGGAUGUUGUGCAGAUGAACAUCCAAUGAAUGAGCAUCAAGGAGAUACAUCUUUUGGUUGCAGGAAGGGCUGGCAUGGACGUGCUGAUAUCUUAUUAAUGGAUGAUGAAAUACCAUUGACUGUUGUAGAAACUGAAGGAAAUGAAGUGGAUUUUGACAUGGUUUCUGUGAGCUCGGAUUCUUCAGUUGAAGUGAAAAAAGUGAAAAAGGGUGAUGACUUCACUCCGGAAAGCCUGUCACAAUUACUAGCACAGGCAAUAGUUAAUUCGUUUGUACAAAAAGGGAAAAACCCUAAAUCACAUAAUUCAAUGGUUCCUGGAAUAGGACUUUGUUCAAAGAGAUUGAUUGUAAGCCUGUAUGAUUGUGUAGAUGAUAUUCUAGUAACAACUGGACCUAUAGAUCUGCAGUCACAAAUUGGUCGCUUUAAAAUUAACCUUAGAACUGUCAUUAUUCUCUGGUUAGCAUUAAAUCAUGGUUUAUUUGGUAAUAAAACCCCAAAGCAAUAUACAAAGUACACAGCUGAAUUUCAUAAAGUGGUGGGUCCAGUACAGCUUGAGGCAUAUAUGAAUGAAUCAGAGCAGCCAUUGAAAACGAGAUUAGACGAGGGGUAUUCUUCGAAGUAUUUUAAUGACGUGAGUGAGGAGGCAGGUUGUUAUCUGAAUGAUUGUUAUCUGAAUGAUAUGAUCGAAGAUGUCACAGCCAAAAUACCAUUUAUUUCAGCGAAAUAACUAUCUUACAAAACAUUUUACAAAGGUUGCCAAGUUUGUACCCUUGUUCGCUUUAAAACAGUUUUUCAGUAGCAGUAAAGAAAUGUCUGUGUUUAUCAUGAAGUCUAUGGAGCCUUCAUUUUAGCUCACAUGAGCAUAAAGUGCUAAUGUGAGCUAUUGUGAUCACCGUGUCUGUCGUGUGUUGUGCGUCAGCAACAUUUUUUUAUACACACAAAAAAACAACAAAAAAUUAUCUUGCUUUUCCCGUAACAGUCAUUGAUACGUUUAAUCACCCCCCAACACCCCCCCAACAUACACACAUACAUAUUUAUAUAAAAAUGAAGAAUGUGCAUGCAUCUGUUGCCAUUUUUAGCUCACCUGUCACUAGUUUGUGUGAGCGCACUUCGUCCGUCCGUCCACAAUUUCCUUGUAAACACGAUAGAGACCACAUUUUAUAUUUGAUUUUAAUUAAACUUGCACACAACUUGAAAGGGCAUAAUAUCUCGGUUCCUUUCGAAAACUGGCCAGAUCCCAUCAUGGGUUCCAGAGUUAUGGCCCCUUAAAGGGCCAAAAUUUGCCAUUUUUGGCUUGUGAACAUGAUAGAGACCACAUUUAGCAAUCAGCUUUAAUAAAACUUGCACACAACUUGUAUUGGCAUAAUAUCUCGGAUACUUUCGAAAACUGGCCAGAUCCCAUCUUGGGUUCCAGAGUUAUGGCCCCUUAACGGGCCAAAAUUUGCUAUUAUGGCUUUUGCAGCCAUAUAGAGACUUCAUUUAUGGUUUGAUUUGAUACAAACUUGCAAAAUAUCUUCAACAACAAUAAAUAUUGGAUUCCAUGAUGAAUCUGUCAGAUCCAAUCAUAGGUUCCGGAGUUACAGCCCCUGAUUGACCCCUAAAAGAGCCAAAAUUUGGUUAUUUUUAUCUUGUGAACAUGAUAGAAGUGAUAUUUUAUAUUUCACAAUAUUUCUAUUUUUGCCUUUUCAGUCAUAUAGAGGUUUCAUUUAUGCUUUGAUUUGAUACAAACUUGUACAGAAUGAUUAUCUUGAUGAUCUCUACACCUGGAUCGAAACUGGGUCAUCAGGUCAAAUCAAAGGAAAAACUUGUUAACAACCUAGAGGCCACAUUUAUGACCCUAUCUUCAUCAAACUUGGUCUGAAUGUUUAUCUUGAUGAUUUCUAGGCCUAGUUUGAAACUGGGUCAUAUGGGGUCAGAAACUAGGUCAUCAGGUCAAAUCAAAGGAAAAGCUUGUUAACACUCUUCAGGCCACAUUUAUUACCCUAUCUUCAUGAAACUUGGUCAGAAUGUUUAUCUUGAUGAUCCCUAGGCCAAGUUUGAAACUUGGUCAUAUGGGGUCAAAGACUAGGUCACCCAGUCAAAUCAAAGGAAAAGCUUGUUAACACUCUUGUUCAUUUGAUGUGCAUGAAAAUUGGUCAGAAUGUUUGUCUGCAUGAAAUAUCGUAUAAAUUUUUAUCUGGGUCAUGUGGGGUCAAAAACUAGGUCACCAGGUCAAAUCAAAGAAAAAGCUUGUUUACACCCUAGGGGGCACAUUUUUAGCUCACCAGAGCACAAAGUGCUCAUGGUGAGCUAUUGUGACCGGUCAUUGUUUGGCGUCCGUCAGGGUCAGUUGUCCGUCGUCCGUCAACAUUUGCCUUGUGAACACUAGAGGCCACAUUUGUGACCCAAUCUUUAUGAAACUUGGUCAGAAUGUUAGUCUUGAUGAUCUCUAGGUCAGGUUCGAAACUGGGUCAUGUGGGUUCAAAAACUAGGUUAGUAGGCCAGAUCAAAGGAAAAGCUUGUGAACACUCUAGAGGCCACAAUUUUGACUCAAUCUUUAUGAAGCUUGGUCAGAAUGUUUGCCUUGAUGAUUUCCAGGUCAGGUUCGAAACUGGGUCAUGUGGGGUCAAAAACUAGGUCACCCGGUCAAAUCAAAGGAAAAGGUUGUGAACACUUUAGAUGCAACAAUUUUGACUCAAUCUUGAUGAAACUUAGUCAGAAUAUUUGUCUUGAUGAAUUCUAGGUAAAGUUCGAAACUGGGUUAUGUGGGGUCAAAAACUAGGUCAGUAGGCCAGAUCAAAGAAAAAGCUUGUAAACACUUAAGAGGCCACAAUUUUGACUCAAUCUUUAUGAAAUUUGGCCAGAAUGGUUGUCUUGAUGAUUUCUAGGUCAAGUUUGAAACAGGGUCAUGUGGGUCAAAAACUAGGUCACUAUGCCAGAUCAAAGGAAAAUCUUGUCAGCACUCUAGAGACCACAAUUUAAGUUUGAAACUCAUGAGAAUUAAUGAGAAUGUUUGUGUUGAUAAUCUAUAGGUCAGGGUUGAAUCUGGGUCAUUUGGGUCAAAAACUAGGUCACCCAGUCAAGUCAAAGGAAAAGCUUUUGAACGCUCUAGAGGCCACAGUUGUGACCCAAUCUUUAUAAAUCUUGGCCAGAGUGUUUAUCUUGAUGAUUUCUAGGUCAGGUUUGAAACUGGGUCAUAUGGAGUCAAAAACUAGGUCAGUAGGCCAGAUCAAAGGAAAAGCUUAUGAACACUCAACAGGCCACAGUUGUGACUCAAUCUUUAUAAAAUUUUGUCAGAAUGUUUGUCUUAAUGAUCUCUAGGACAAGUUUGAAUCUGGGUCAUAUUGGGUCAAAAAGUAGGUCAAUAGGCCAUAUCAAAGGAAAAGCUUAUGAACACUCAAGAGGCCACAGUUGUGACUCAAUCUUUAUGAAAUUUGGUCAGAAUGUUUAUCUUGAUGAUCUCUUGGUCAAGUUUGAAUCUGGGUCAUAUGGAAUCAAAAAACUAGGUCAGAUCAAAAGAAAAGGUUGUGAACGCUCUAUAAGCCACAGUUGUGACUCAAUCUUUAUACAAUUUUGUCAGAAUGUUUGUCUUAAUGAUCCAUAGGACAAGUUCGAAUCUAAGUCAUGUGGGGUCAAAAAAUAGGUCAGUAGGCCAGAUGAAAGAAAAAGCUUAUGAACACUCAAGAGGCUACAGGUGUGAUCAAAUAUUUAUGAAACUUUGUCAGAAUGUUUGUCUUGAUGAUCUCCAGGUCAAAUUCAAAACUGGGUCAUAUGGGGUCAAAAACUAGGCCAGUAGGCCAGAUCAAAGGAAAAGCUUGUUAACAGUCUAGAGGCCACAGUUGUGACUCAAUCUUUAUGAAACUUGGUCAGAAUGUUUGUCUUGAUGAUUAUUAGGUUCAGUUUUAAUCUGGGUCAUUUAAGGUCAAAAACUAGGUCACAUGGUCAAAUCAAAGUAAAAGUUUGUGAACACUCUAAAGGCAACAGUUGUCACUCAAUCUAUAUGAAACUUGCUCAGAAUGUUUGUCUUCAUGAUCUUUAUCUUAGAAUUGAAACUGGGUCAUUUGGGGUCAAAAACUAGGUCAGUAGGCCAGAUAAAUCUGGUGAGCGAUAUAGGGCCAUCAUGGCCCUCUUGUUUAUUCUAGCUUUAUGAAUUUUGGUCAAGAGUGUUUAUUUUCAUGAAUUCUUGGACGAUUUUAGAUCUGGGUCACGUGGGAUCAAAAAUUAGGUUACUAGGUCAAAUAAUAGGAAAAGCUUGUAUACACUCUAGAGGCCACUUUGAUGCUCCAAUCUUCCCGAAACUUAAUCAGAAUGUUUGUUUUCAUGAAAUUUUUGACAAGUUCGAAUCUGGGUCAUGUGGGAUAAAAAACUAGGUCACUUGGUCAGAUCAAAGAAAAUGCUUACACUCAAGAGGUGACGCUUUUUGGUCCAAUCUUAAUGAAAAUUGGUCAGAAUAUUCGUCUCCAUGAAAUCACUAGGUAAAACAUGUUUAAACUGUUAUGGUAUGUUACACAGGUGAGCGACCUAGGGCCAUCUUGGCCCUCUUGUUCUUUUAAUUUGCCCAGAAAUACCUUUUUAAUGCUUUACCAUUUUGAAAAGAAGCACCACCAUAUUCCAUUAUCUUUAGGCUUAAAAAAAUAAUUGUUAUAUGUUAAUGGCGUUUUCAUAGAACAUUUUCAUUGAUAUUGAUAAUAUUGUUUUUGUUGUUGUUAUUAAAGGUAACUUCUUUUUCGUGGCGGAUUUGACUGUGAAAUACAAUGCGGGUCUCAUAGCCCCUUAAUUCCCCGUAUGUUUUUUUUCUGACAAUAAGUGUUUUACAGUUCGCUCAAGUUGCUCUGCCAAUGGAAUUUCAUCUGGCCAUUCUAUUUCACAUACAGUUAUCACAUCAACUGUACGUUUUAAAUUUAAAGGUUAAAUGUUACGAUUUAAUAGACUACGGCCAAAAACACUCUAUCUGAGUAGGGGCUAACUGUAAGCUGGUUAUAAAUUGAUCACAGCAGUUUUAAGAUUAUUAAAUUCUCGCUUUUCUAAUGCUAGCUCGAAAUUAAUAUCUUUAAACUGCUGUAUUUAACUUAUAACCUAUACAUCCAGUAGUGUUUCUGUAGCCAUUUAAUAGUAAAUGAACCCCUUCUCACCUUUUAUUUGAUAGAUUAAGAAUAUUUAAUCCGACUUCCAUUUCGUUCUCUGUAAUUAUAGUAUAACAAUAUUUCUUGUACCGGAACCAUUCAAAUUUAAUGGUAGACCUAUACUAUGAUAUACACCCAUGUUUCAUGUGCGAAAGAAGAAAAAGAAAAAGAAAAGAAACAACAAAUUUUAAUAAAUUAAUAUGAAAAGUA